Molecule: messenger RNA, 678 nt
Organism: Lecanosticta acicola
Lineage: Eukaryota; Fungi; Ascomycota; Dothideomycetes; Mycosphaerellales; Mycosphaerellaceae
Source: the annotation of a GenBank genome assembly
AUGUUCGACGAGAACUUCACCUUCCAUACUACAUCCCGAACACCAUCGUUGGACUCCACCGGCAAUACAUCAUCCACACGACAGCCUUCAAGAUCGGUGUCGCCUUGUUCGCCCAUAACAGCCUUUCCUCAACCCCGGUUCUCGGUAACCGAUCUCGCUGCCACAUUUGCAAGCUCGAGAUUACGAACGGACGCGCAGAUAUGCUACGAUUCAUGCGAUGCCUAUGCGAAUCCGGAUGAUGAUGCGGGCUGGGAGAUUCCGUUACCUGACGACGACCUCUCAUCAAUCAUGAGUCGAUCACGCACCGUGCCUUCACGGUCACACUCUCCUUCGCGACGAAUACAACGACAACUCAACACGCGAUUACUAUGCUCGAUAUCGCAUGCUAGAGACAUCUCGAGCUUGUUGAAUCGAAUGGUGGACGACAAGGAACAAUGCAACAUCCUCUCACAAGCAUCGCUCUCGUCACCUGUCGAGGUGGACGAGGGCUACAACAGCAGCGACGCGAGGCCCAUCAUCGCAGAAUCGAGGAGGUCAAGCGUUGCCGUCUCCAGGACGCGCAUGGAAUUCAGGAGAUCGUCAGAGCUCAAGACUACUUGUGCACGCGUUGCCAAACCUGUGCAGAUACGGAAGAGAAAGGAUCAUAAGAGGAUACGGAGUGCCGAGAGCGAGUCAUGA